CGGCGAGCCAAGAUAUCGGCCAAUAGCAGCCCGGAGCCAGGCCUUCUUUUUUUCUCCCUGCCAUCGGUCCGACGUGAGAUAAUUUUCGCCUCCUGAGGAGCGGUGUAUUUUUUAGCGUAAAAUAAACUAAAGUCAUGGCAGCCCAGUGGAUACGCAGAGUUAUAUCUCCAAAGAUUGGCAGGACCAGAUUCUACAGCAGCGAUGUCAAGAAGUGUACCCUCAUUCCUGGCGACGGCAUCGGACCCGAAAUUUCCGCCGCCGUGCAGAAGAUCUUCGACGCCGCCAAGGUUCCCAUCGAAUGGGAGUCCGUUGACGUGACGCCUGUUCGAGGACCCGACGGCCUGUUCGGCAUCCCGCAAGCUGCCAUUGAUUCGAUAAAUAGAAAUCAAAUUGGACUUAAAGGACCACUUAUGACUCCCGUCGGAAAGGGUCACCGUUCUCUCAAUCUCGCCCUCAGGAAGGAAUUCAAUCUUUACGCUAAUGUACGGCCCUGUCGUUCGUUAGAGGGUUACAAGACUCUGUACGACGACGUGAAUGUAGUAACCAUCAGAGAAAACACCGAGGGAGAGUAUUCUGGUAUUGAGCACGAAAUAGUAGAUGGUGUCGUUCAAUCCAUCAAACUCAUCACCGAGGAAGCAUCCCGCAGAGUAGCAGAAUUCGCCUUCCAAUACGCUCAAGAUAACAACAGAAAAAAGGUGACAGCGGUGCACAAAGCAAACAUUAUGCGAAUGUCCGACGGUUUGUUCCUAAAGUGCUGCAGGGAGGCGGCAAGCAAAUUUCCUUCUGUUAAAUUUGAAGAAAAAUAUCUGGACACUGUGUGUCUGACCAUGGUACAAGACCCACAACAAUACGACGUUCUUGUAAUGCCAAACUUAUACGGUGACAUUCUCUCCGAUAUGUGCGCCGGUCUUGUCGGAGGUCUUGGACUGACGCCCAGUGGAAACAUUGGCCUGAACGGUGCUCUGUUCGAAUCGGUGCAUGGUACAGCACCUGACAUAGCUGGACAAGACAAAGCAAAUCCAACAGCACUCCUCUUGUCUGCUGUUAUGAUGUUAAAACACAUGGGUCUGAAUGACCAUGCGAGAAUAAUCGAACACGCGGCGUACGACACAAUAAAAGAGGCUAAAUACCUAACCGGCGAUCUCGGUGGCACCGCCAAGUGCAGCGAGUACACAGAUGCAAUCUGCAAAAGAGUUAUCGCUGCAAAAUAAACGGAGUCUUAGCCUAAUCCAAAGUGUACUACUGAAUUCUCGUAGAACCGGUAAAGAUGAGACGACGGUAGUUUGAAAGGCUGCAGUGGUGUUUCUUUUAUUUUCUAAUCUUUAGAUUCUGCACCACCCAAAUGUAUAUUGGAUCGUGAAUAGUGAAACUUGUAACGUCAGAUGUACAAUUUUAACAGGUUGAUCCGAGUGUGUUAUUUACAAUCAGUCUCUAACAGCGUGUGUUUCUGACUGAGAUAUUUUAAUGCCUAGGAAAUCUGCCUCAUACGCCGAUUGCCCAGACAGGUCUGGCCCGGUGAUAUAUAAUCCAAUUAUCGACAGGAAAAUCAAUUCAAGGCGCAUUUAAGCUUAUAUUGCCAAAAACUGUACGCGUAGACUCUAAUCGAAAUUAUCUUCCGCGGUAAAAAUCGGAUAAACGGUUCAGAGUUUUUCUUACAUCUCUAAGUUUUAGAAAAUUGUUCAUAGUCGGAGGCGUUUUAAGUCAUAGUAAUUUCUGUAUAAAGUAGCGAGUCGUGUAAUAUAAGAAUGUCGUUUACAUUAAAUAAUGUUAUGUAAUAAAGUAACCGUCGUGUGUCAACAGACAAGCUCUAAUAAGCUAUAUUGUGCAGUAUUAUAAAUAAACGUUCUACAGACAGGACCGUAA
Molecule: messenger RNA, 1863 nt
Organism: Neodiprion fabricii
Lineage: Eukaryota; Metazoa; Arthropoda; Insecta; Hymenoptera; Diprionidae
Gene: Idh3a
Product: probable isocitrate dehydrogenase [NAD] subunit alpha, mitochondrial
Exons: 6
Coding region: 135-1211 (358 amino acids)
Biological process (GO): tricarboxylic acid cycle; isocitrate metabolic process
Cellular component (GO): mitochondrion
Molecular function (GO): magnesium ion binding; NAD binding; isocitrate dehydrogenase (NAD+) activity
Source: RefSeq, a predicted model, not a curated record